This is a messenger RNA of Quercus lobata, 897 nucleotides long. Its product is annotated as agamous-like MADS-box protein AGL104. NCBI's taxonomy places the organism in Eukaryota, Viridiplantae, Streptophyta, Magnoliopsida, Fagales, Fagaceae. The transcript has 10 exons. Bases 1 to 897 code for a protein of 298 amino acids. Gene Ontology annotation, molecular function: protein dimerization activity; RNA polymerase II transcription regulatory region sequence-specific DNA binding. Gene Ontology annotation, biological process: positive regulation of transcription by RNA polymerase II. The record is from RefSeq and is a predicted model, not a curated record.
AUGGGGAGAGUGAAGCUUCAGAUCAAGAGAAUUGAGAACACAACAAGCAGGCAAGUCACUUUCUCAAAAAGGAGAAAUGGACUUAUCAAGAAAGCAUAUGAACUUUCUGUUCUCUGUGAUGUUGAUGUAGCUCUCAUCAUGUUUUCCCCAUCAGGAAGACUCGGUCACUUCUCUGGAAAUAAGAGCAUUGAAGAGAUUCUGGUACGGUAUGUUAAUCUUCCUGAGCAUGAGCGAGGAAGGCUGCAGAACCAAGAGUUUCUGCAAAGGGCUCUCGGUAAGCUAAAGGCUCAAGCAGAUCAAACCUAUCAAAAAGCCAGCCCGAUGAGUACUGAUUCUCAAAUAGAGGAGAUUCAACAAGAAAUUGUUGGCUGUAAGUCUCAAUUGGAAGAUAUGGAGAACCGGCUAAGAAUAUUUGAAGGAGAUCCUUUCGAAAUCACAACAUUGUGUGAGGCUGAACACCGAGAGCAAAUCCUUCAGGAAACUCUGAGACGUGUACAAAUCCGCAAGAAAACUUUAGAGAAAGAGUUUAGUUCUGGCAUACCAGUACCACCUCCAAUUUUAAAGGAAUAUCUGCCUCCAAAUACUACAAAUAUAAGUGAUCUUAUAAGAGAAAAUCCAACAAAUAUGCUGGAUUGGCUUCCUGAAAGAGAUCCACAAGUCCAGCUUCUAAAUUUUCUGGAUUCAAAUGGCCUUCUUCCCCUAAGAGAUCAGCCGCAACCUGUGACAGAAAUCUUACCGCCACCAACAACUCUUCAUGGACAAAAUAUGAAUCUUCGUGAUCAGAUGAGCCUAAGAAGUGGUAUGGUGGACAAUAAUAAUUUACAACGUCCUGAUUUUGGACAAGUUAUUGAUGUCAACUUGUCCCCAUGGACUGAGUUUUACCCGGCAGGUACUUAA